Messenger RNA from Penicillium pulvis, 1386 nucleotides. RefSeq names its product putative guanine deaminase. Bases 1 to 1386 code for a protein of 461 amino acids. Lineage: Eukaryota; Fungi; Ascomycota; Eurotiomycetes; Eurotiales; Aspergillaceae. Gene Ontology annotation, molecular function: guanine deaminase activity; zinc ion binding. The record is from RefSeq and is a predicted model, not a curated record. The transcript has a single exon. Gene Ontology annotation, cellular component: cytosol. Gene Ontology annotation, biological process: guanine metabolic process.
AUGGAUAAACUCGCCAAAAGUUCGCCCACCUUAGGGCUCCCAAUAGCAUUCCAUGGCACAGUGAUUCAUUCCCGAAGUCUAAGUGACCUUGAAACGCUCGAGAAUUGCUUCCUGUUAGUAGACAAGACCGGCAAGAUCCAGGCACUACAAGCAGAAGUCGACCCCAAUGAAGUCAACGCGAUCAUUUCAGACCUGGGAUACGCACCAGAUGUGUUCCCUGUCAAGUAUUUGCAACGCGGUCAAUUCCUAUGUCCCGGAUUCGUGGACACCCACAACCACGCGCCGCAGUGGGCCCAACGCGGGGUUGGUCGUGGAAAGACACUAUUGGACUGGUUGAAUGAUGUCACAUUUGCCCAUGAGGCCAAAUUUGAGGAUCCAGCUUAUGCUAAGCGCAUGUACUCUUCCUGUGUGUCGGGUUUCCUGCGACAGGGCGUCACGACGGCAUCUUACUAUGGAUCUUUGCACGGGAAAGCAACACAGAUCCUGGCUGAUAUCUGCCUGGAGAAGGGACAACGUGCUUUAGUUGGGAAGUGCAAUAUGAAUCGUAACUCGCCUGACUGGUAUAAAGAUCCAUCGGUCGAAGAUUCACUGUACCAAACUCGGGCGUUGAUUCAGCAUAUUCAGAACAUCGAUCCGGAUAGCAAACUCGUGCGCCCGAUCAUUACUCCUCGAUUUGCUAUUUCCUGCGAACCAGAGCUUCUCAGUGGUCUUGGAGUGAUCGCCAAAGAGAACCCCGAUAUACCGAUUCAAACGCAUUUCAACGAAGCUAAAGGAGAAAUGCUCUUCACGAAGGAGCUAUUCCCCGAAUUCCGCACUGAGACAGAACUUUACAAGUCCUACGGGUUAUUGAACGACCGCUCAAUUCUCGCACAUUGCAUCUACUUGGAAGAAGAGGAAAUAGAAGCGCUCUGCGAUCUGCGUUGUGGUGUGGCACAUUGUCCCAUUUCGAACACGACCAUGGACUAUUUUAUGGUAGCACCUAUACGCGAGUAUCUACGACGGGGUAUCAAAGUUGGACUGGGAACGGAUAGUGGAGGUGGCCACUCUUCAUCUAUGCUGGAGAUCAUGAGACAGGCAUUUGUCGUUUCGAUCGCCCGACAAGACGCUACCCAAGGGCAGGACCCUGCACUGACCUUGUUUGAAGGAUUCUUCCUGGCGACACUAGGUGGGGCCCAGGUUUGUGGCUUAGAUGAUAAGAUUGGAAAUUUUGCAAUUGGCAAAGAAUUUGAUGCCCUUGAAGUGCAUUGUGAUGGGGGGAAUCUUGGAGUGAUGACUCCCGUUGAAGACGAUGAUCCGGUCUCUGUUAUUUUUGAAAAGUGGAUAAUGACUGGAGAUGACAGGAAUAUUGCAAAAGUCUUUGUAUGCGGGCGCUCAGUGAAAAUAUAG